This is a messenger RNA of Melanaphis sacchari, 694 nucleotides long. RefSeq names its product nucleoside diphosphate kinase-like. Gene Ontology annotation, biological process: UTP biosynthetic process; CTP biosynthetic process; GTP biosynthetic process. The transcript is spliced from 5 exons. The record is from RefSeq and is a predicted model, not a curated record. NCBI's taxonomy places the organism in Eukaryota, Metazoa, Arthropoda, Insecta, Hemiptera, Aphididae. Gene Ontology annotation, molecular function: nucleoside diphosphate kinase activity. The coding region runs from base 116 to 580 and encodes 154 amino acids.
UUUGACACUUUGGUUUUGCUUCUCGUCUGAUUAACGUCUUCGAAAGGACCGCCUUUUCGGUUCUCUACCAGUACAAAUUUUUUCCGAAGCAACGCCCACCAAACAACGACUAGUCAUGGGUGAUCCAAACGCCGAACGUACUUUCAUCAUGAUCAAACCCGACGGUGUACAGCGUGGACUUGUUGGCAAGAUCAUCAAACGUUUUGAGACCAAGGGAUUCAAACUGGUCGCCAUGAAAUUCGUCUGGCCUUCUGAAGAAUUGUUGAAGAAGCACUAUGCUGAUCUUUCCAGUAAAGCAUUCUUCCCUGGUCUUAUUAAGUACAUGUCAUCUGGACCCGUUGUCCCCAUGGUAUGGGAAGGAUUAGAUGCUGUGAAAACUGGACGUUUCAUUCUUGGUGCUACUGAUCCAAAAAACUCAAACCCUGGUACAAUUAGAGGAGAUUUAUGCAUCCAAGUUGGCCGUAAUAUCAUUCACGGAUCGGAUGCUGUAGAAUCUGCUAACAAAGAAAUUGCAUUGUGGUUCACUGAAAAAGAAGUAGUCCCAUGGACAAAGACUAUUGACUCAUGGGUCUAUGAAUAAAUACAUUAAACAUUGUAUUAAUAUUUAAGUAAAUGCGAGCUUAAAUAAAACCCACUUUAGGGUUGUGUACUUGUAAUUCAUCAUUUUAAUAAAUUCAUUGAUAUAAAAUAUUUA